Messenger RNA from Trichosurus vulpecula (common brushtail), 5534 nucleotides. It is a transcript of the gene ARHGAP19, whose product is annotated as Rho GTPase activating protein 19. Gene Ontology annotation, biological process: regulation of small GTPase mediated signal transduction; signal transduction. The transcript has 12 exons. Gene Ontology annotation, molecular function: GTPase activator activity. The record is from RefSeq and is a predicted model, not a curated record. Lineage: Eukaryota; Metazoa; Chordata; Mammalia; Diprotodontia; Phalangeridae. Gene Ontology annotation, cellular component: cytoplasm. The coding region runs from base 69 to 1553 and encodes 494 amino acids.
GUGAGCCAAUAAGGAGGAGCGGAAGGCGGGCCCGUGGGCCGGAGGAGAGGCUGAGGGUGAUUACAAAGAUGGCGACUGAGUCGAACAGCGACGGGGAGUUGCAAUAUCAGGGACAGAAGAGACGUGAUGCCAUCUGUAAUUUUGUCAUCUGCAAUGAUGCUUCUCUCCGAGGACAGCCAAUCAUCUUUAACCCUGACUUCUUUGUGGAGAAGCUCCGACAUGAAAAGCCUGAUGUUUUCACUGAGCUAGUGGUUAGCAAUAUCACCAGACUUAUUGACCUGCCGGGGACAGAAUUGGCUCAGUUGAUGGGGGAGGUGGACCUGAAGUUACCCAGUGGGGCUGGCACAGCGUCAGGGUUCUUCAGAUCACUCAUGUCUCUCAAGCGCAAAGAAAAAGGAGUUGUAUUUGGAUCGCCAUUGACAGAAGAAGGCAUUGCUCAAAUAUAUCAGCUCAUUGAAUAUCUACACAAAAACUUGAGAGUAGAGGGUUUGUUUAGAGUUCCGGGAAACAGUGUCCGACAACAAAUUCUAAGGGAUGCUCUUAACAAUGGCGCUGACGUUGACUUGGAGUCCGGGGAGUUUCACUCAAACGACGUGGCCUCUCUGCUGAAGAUGUUUCUGGGGGAAUUACCGGAGCCCCUUCUGACCCACAGGCAUUUCCACGCACACCUGAAAAUUGCAGAUCUCAUGCAGUUUGAUGAUAAAGGAAACAAGACCAGCAUCCCAGACAAAGAACGCCAAAUUGAGGCCCUGCAGUUGCUCUUCCUGAUUCUUCCACCACCCAAUCGUAAUUUGCUAAAGCUGCUGCUUGACCUCCUCUACCAGACAGCAAAAAAGCAAGACAAGAACAAGAUGUCUGCCCACAACCUUGCCCUCAUGUUUGCUCCUCACAUCCUGUGGCCAAAAAACGUUACUGCAAAUGACCUUCAGGAGAAUAUCACAAAGCUGAAUAAUGGGAUGACUUUUAUGAUUAAACACUCUCAGAAACUUUUUAAGGCUCCGGCUUAUGUUCGGGAGUGUGCCAGGCUGCAUUAUCUGGGCUCUAGGACUCAUGCAUCAAAGGAUGACCUGGAUCUGCCGACUUCAUGCAGUAGUAAGGACUUUCCACUUUCAAAAUCCUAUAAAAGGACCCGGAUGAACCCUUGCUUCCAACAGGAAGAGACGCAACAACGAACAGAGGAGGCCCUCAAAGAGUUAUUUCGACAUGUUCACAACAUGCCUGACUCAGCAAAGAAGAAGAAGCUAAUUCGACAGUUUAAUAAGCAGUCAACAGCUCAAACUCCAGGAGCAGAUGGAUUUACUCCCCAGUUUCAGAAACGGACCCGUUCACGCUCCUUCAGUGGACUUAUUAAGCGGAAAGUCCUGGGGAAUCAGAUAAUAAUGGAAAAGAAAAAUAAGUGUUGUACUCCAGAAUCUGUGGACAUCGGUGAAUUGAACAGAUCCAGCAAAGAAAAUGUGAACUUAGUUUGUUCUGGAUCUCCAGCACUAAAAGUGACACCAGCAAGAUUAAAAUUGUCUGAAGGCAAGAAAGAAGGGAGAAAAGGAAUCCUGUAAAAGAAACCAGAAUCCUCAGGCUUUCUAACCAGGAGUCUUCCAUGUAGUGCAAGCUAGGUGGGAGUCAACAUGUCUAGUAAAGCAUGGACUGGCAGCCUGCCUCCUGCAAUUUGAAUUUUCGGAGCCACUAAUGCUAUGACUUGACUGUUGCCUCUAAUUCUACUCAAUGGAUGAUUAUUUGGAAACUGUGAACUUGUGGAUGUUUUCAUUUUUUUUUAUUAUUUCAAAAUAUGGGGAAACCACUAUCUAACAAACAACUUACACAAUGCAAUGACUACUUGGAAUAAAAGUGGGUGUGAGAGCUCAUGCACUGUAGCAGCUCAGUAACUUCUUUUUACUCUGAUAUUUGUGUUCUUCUGUCAGUAUCUGUCUUUUCAAUAUUGCCUCAAGCUUUCUUUGGCUACUGGCAGACUUAUUUUUGUACUGAUAUUUUUGGCUUUUCUUUGUUUUAAUACAUCAUUUUCUUCUUGAAAAUCUUUCAUUUCCAAUGAUAAAAGCCUCAACAUAUGAGGCUUUGAGCCAUUUUUUAAUAUGUCAUUUGACCCUCCACUUUUGUCUUCGGGAAGAAUCCUCUUAGAAUUGGGAAAACUGUGUAGUCUCUUGCUUUCAUGUCUCUUAUUUCAAUGUUUAUAUCUUCAUCUGAGACUGUUCAGGAAUCUCUUUUUGGAAUAUUUUCCUGUGAUCCAGAGAUUGGAAUGUGUUUAUCUGAAUUAAAGCAUGAAAAAACCAACAGUCUGCAUAAAUGCUCUAAAAUUUAACAAAUAUUUUUAUUUUAUAUUUUACCAUUUAAACUAUCACAUACUUCUUUUUCCUGUUUUUCCUUUUCUCAUCAUUUACAAUGACAAAACAAUGUGUUGUUGCCAAGCUUGUCUCCUCUUCAGUCAGUUGCCUCUUGCGUAAACACACGUCUCUGUUUUCAUUUUAGAACCUUUGUCCUUUAUUGUUUCUGUGGCAAAUAUAUGGGAAUCAGAUCAGAAAAGUUGCUGACAGCUCAUAGGAGAUCUGUUAAAAUAUAUGUAAAACAUAUGUAUGGCUGCAUGUGGUAGAAGCUCUGUACUGUGAGUGGGAUAGAGCCAGCUUGCCUGGUUUUGAGAGUUGGUAGAGUCAUAGGGGGAGGUAGAAGUACCAAAUUGUGUCUUCUCAGGGAGACCUAUACAGUCAAAUUCUCCUGGCUCCUGAGAGCAAGUUGGUAGUGUUGGGGGUGUCUCUUGGAAUGAUGUAUUUGGUCAAACCUGUGGCUUAUGUCCAAUGCUGAAAGAGAUGGCUGUUACUAAUGUCAUCACUCCUCAUUAGAGUGAGUGUCCUUCAGAGGUGGUGCCAAAGACUUGAGCGGAAUGAGGUGGGUUGGUCAGUAGGAGGCUCACAUACACACAAAAACGUGUGUAUAUGUGUGUGUAUGUGUGUGUGUGAGCAGUUGUGGGCUGAGUUGAACUUGCAUAAUUAUUUAACAAAGCAAACAUCUUUGUUAGAAACUUAUUAUAUGCUGCCUCCGUUGGUGCCAAUAUGGUGGAGUUUGAGAUUUUUCUUAAACUGGUAAAAAAUGCUGUUAUCCUUGAAAUGAUUGUUUCUCCUGAUUGUUGGAGGAUACAUGUAGUCCAUAUCCAGCUUAAGUGCCAGCCCACCCUUACACAUUUCUGGUUUCUGGGUCUCUGUUUUGUUACUGUAAUUUUAGAAAUGAAAGCAAGUAAGAAACAAUAAGAACUCCCAGUCUGAUAGAAAAGAAGCUUGGUUUGAAUGAGGUGAGGGGUACUGUUCUCAUUCAGAGAAAAUUGAGGUUGUUUAAAAAAUUUCUCAUAAUCAACCACGUGGUAUAUUUGGUUUUCUAACAUUUUUCCCCAUUUAAAAACAAAUAACUAUCCUCCUUAGCUACACAUCAGUGAAUCCAAAGUUGAGCCUGGUUAUUUUUGCCACUUAAUUAAAAUAGAAAGGACUUCCAUGCUUGUUACCUUUCUUCUUCCUUUUUAAAUUUAAUGUUCUCUUAACCUAGAACAGAGAGAGCCUAGGCAGUAUGGUCAAACAUCAAGUUGGAAGGGGAAAUGGACAGUCUGGCACCCUCUGGUCUAUGAGGAGAUUAGUUCUUUCUGGUGCUACCUGCAAGAAGUAAUUGGUAUUAUUGCAUUAGUUGUUUGGGUUAAGAUUAUUACUGGAGGGUGUUUCCAGUAAAUGUAACCACUCCCUUGGCCAGUGUAACUUGUGCAACUUGUGAGGCAUUUCCUGUGUUAUUAACUUGUUAUCAUCCUCAUUGUCCUAAGGGUAUCAUAGGUCAUUUUUCACACAAAAGUUAAGGUCCAGGUGUUAUUUAUAAUUUGAGGCAUUAACCUCCCCCUCUGUGAUACUAGACGGACCUAAUGGUGGCGAAAUCCUAUGCAAAAAGGGGCUUAGCCUUUUAUCAUUUGCCACAACAUGACAUUUCCCAUUAGGAGUUGAGAAGGUAUGUACUGUAUUGGAGCCAAAGUCUAUGUUUGACACACCUUUUUGGGGGGGAGGGGAGGAUAAUCUCUAAGCUAUUAGGUUUAUGUGCUCUUCUGUCUGUGUAUUUCCUAUGUUAAAAUAGCUUUUUUGGAAAGGCCUCUUGCCAUUUUAUAUAUUUUAUUUCCUUCUAGGGUUAGUUAGAAUGUUUUUUCAUGUGAUGCCAAUUCAAAGCAGUAUAUUUAUGUGUGUAUAUUUAUUAUUCUUUGAGAGAGCAAUGAUACUGAUGGGAUAAAUGGAUGGCCAUUGGCACCAGCAUUCAGAAAUACUUGCAGCCAUAAAAGUAAGGAAGUACUUCUACUGUGGUGUGGCCCACACUAGGGAAGCAAGGGCCUAGUUUGACCUCUUGAAACUACCCUAGAGUAGAUGCUAUGCAGGGGAAGGAAUGCAGAUUUGACAGUGUUUUUCCUGGCUAGGAGUUAGUGUUCAAAGGAAAGCCCUGGGAGCUCUGGUUGUAACAGGGCUAUGGCCAUUGUUCAGUCUUAGAGGUGAAGAGCCUCCUUCAGCUGGCCUGAGUUCACUGUGCCAAGUCAUAGGAUUGGUCUUAAUUGUAAUGUCAUUCUCUUCUCCUGCCAACACAGACCCAAACAAGCAUUUCUACCUAAUUUCUUCCAAAGGAUUAGGAUGCAGUUGAAAAUAUGCUUUUCUGGUUGAAUUUAUGAUCAUUUUGAAUUGUGCUACAGGUUGAUUGGCAACAUGUAUUUGAGGAAGUCAUCUUUGAAGUGGACUCUUCUUUCUGCUUUCACAUUCUGUGCCACAUCAUUAGACCCUAAUAAUCACUCCACUUGUCUUCAGGGGGUCCAUGCAGGCUCCCAUGGAGCCGAUUGCCUCAGUUGCAAGCAUCUAGGUAGUGGUGAGUGCUGUGAAAAGGGAGUUGAAGAGUGAUAUAAGCCCUAAGGAUGGAGCUUUUCCCCCUUUUUCUGCUCAGAAGGAAUAUCCUGGAUUAGACCCUGAAUUGAUACUACCAUGUUGUCCAGUGCUAGAAAGAUUUUCUUUCAAACCGAGUUUCCGAGUGUAUGAAAAUCUAAGCCAAUAGUUUAUUUGACUUUGGCAAUUAGCAUAAUCUAAACAGCUUUAUAAAAAAUAUUCAGCAUUUUCCACCAGCUUAGAUUGGCCUUUGAACAAUAUAGUGCUGAUUGAAGGGCCAGUGAGUAGGUAUAGCCUAGAAUAGCCCAAGUGCCGAGUUGCCAUAGAAACUGUGGUAUAUGAGAUUACAGCCAGCACUAAUGGCCUUAGACAACUAAAAAGAGUCACUGAAUUCUGCCUCAAACCUGUUGGAAAGUAACACGGUGUAACCUGUCAGGAUCCUUUGCAUGAUUCUAUAGGUCCGGUUAUAGAUAGCUAAGGUUUCUGAAAAACAAACAAGCUUCUCUGUUUUUCUAAAAAAAAAUUUCAUUUUCAUUCCACUAUAUGUGUAACUGUAUGUGUAAAUAAACAAGUAACAUGCUCUCUGUCAUUUCUUUUAUUGUGUUUCUGUAAUGUUCAAAGAUUAAAUUUUUUUGUUUGCUCUCU